GUAUCAAAUGAAGGCGACCAAUCAAUACAAGCAGACCUGGGAAAUGAUGACGAAAUAAGGACUGUGGUUUAUGACGGAAAAGCAAUCAAAAAAUGGUUCGAAUGUAAAGUAUGCAAUAGACCGUUCAAAUGGUCCAGCGAUCUGCAGAGACAUAAAUUGACGCACGGAAAGGUACGUCCAUUCAAAUGUCACGUGUGCAAUAAAACAUUCAAAGAUUUUCGCACUCUGAAGACACAUCAUUUGACGCACGGAAGCGAACGACCAUUCAAAUGUGCUAUGUGCGAUAAAGCUUUCAAACAGCGCCGCUAUCUGACAAGACAUAUGAAGACACAUAAGGACCGAAACACGUCGGAAUGUAAUGUAUGUAAAAAGAAAUUCAAACAGCGCCGCAAUCUGAAAGAACAUAUGAAGACACAUACGGACAUUAAAAAGAUACUGAAAUGCAACGUAUGCGGUAAAGCAUUCAGAUACUGUUCAAAUUUGCUGAGACACAAAUUGAUGCACAGAAACGUACGACCACUUAAAUGUCAUGUGUGCAGUGAAACAUUCAAAGUAUACAAGAAUCUGAAGGUGCACAUAUUGACGCAUGGAGACGUACGGCCAUUCGAAUGUAAAGUAUGUGGUAAGAAUUUCGCUCAGAAAGGUAAUUUGAAUAGACACAUGAAAAUACAUGGAAGUUCGGGUGAAAAGUUGUGUUCUACAGUAAGCUCCUUAAUGAUAUCGAUAGCAGAUGAUAUCAUUGACACAGAAAUAUUUGUAAAGAAAAUAAUUACAUUCGCAGGACUAUAA
Molecule: messenger RNA, 789 nt
Organism: Cercopithifilaria johnstoni
Lineage: Eukaryota; Metazoa; Nematoda; Chromadorea; Rhabditida; Onchocercidae
Source: the annotation of a GenBank genome assembly